Messenger RNA from Oryzias latipes (Japanese medaka), 7335 nucleotides. RefSeq names its product ATPase phospholipid transporting 11A (gene atp11a). The record is from RefSeq and is a predicted model, not a curated record. Gene Ontology annotation, cellular component: plasma membrane; endoplasmic reticulum; recycling endosome. Lineage: Eukaryota; Metazoa; Chordata; Actinopteri; Beloniformes; Adrianichthyidae. Gene Ontology annotation, molecular function: magnesium ion binding; ATP binding; ATP hydrolysis activity. Gene Ontology annotation, biological process: phospholipid translocation.
CAGAGGCGCCACUGGCCGGUAAAUACCCCAGAGGUAGACGCACCUACCCCCCUGUUCGAUGCCACAAUCCAAUCAGUCAUCGAAGACUCCAGAGCGCAUGCGUCCAUCAAAGCCAGAGCCACCACCUGGCUCCGUGUGACGUACAUGAAAGAAAACCUCCCGACACAAGUGGCUUAGUGGGAGUUGGGUUCGAGUCGAGCAUCAGGUCGGUGCUGCGCGCGCGCGCCUCGGAAGGUGCCAGCUUCUGCUUCUUUAGAGCCGCGUGGACAGUGAAGGAGAGCGCAGGUCCGCCGCUGCUGCUAGAACUUCAGAAGAAGAGGAGAGGAGGAGGAGGAGGUCAUGGACAGAAGGAGCAGGAAAAAGCCCUAAAGUGAAGCUUCCCGGGAGCCACGCAGAGUAGCAGGAUGGGGGUGGACUUCAGCGCCCUGCGGACCCUCAUCAACCGAUACUGUGCGGGUGAGGAGAACUGGGUGGACAGCAGGACGGUCUACAUCGGACACAAGGAGCCUCCACCGGGAGCCGAUGCCUUCAUUCAGCAGAGAUUUCCCGACAACAGAGUAGUUUCCUCCAAGUACACGUUCUGGAACUUCAUCCCCAAGAACAUGUUUGAGCAGUUCCGACGAGUCGCCAACUUUUACUUUCUCAUCAUUUUCCUGGUUCAGCUGAUCAUCGACACGCCCACCAGUCCGGUCACGAGCGGCCUGCCUCUGUUCUUUGUGAUCAUAGUCACAGCCAUCAAACAGGGAUAUGAGGACUGGCUGAGGCACAAAGCGGACAAAGCUGUCAACCAGUGUCCGGUCAGCGUGAUCCAACGCGGGAAGAAGAUCAAAAAAGAGAGUUUCAGAAUCACGGUUGGAGAUGUGGUCUUUGUGAAAGAAGAUGAGACUUUUGCCUGCGACCUCAUCCUCCUCUCUUCAUCUCGGGAUGAUGGAACAUGCUUCGUUACCACCGCCAGCUUGGACGGAGAGAGCAGCCACAAGACCUAUUACGCGGUUCAGGACACCAAAGCCUUCCGCACGGAGGAGGAGGUCGACUCCAUCCACGCCACCAUCGAAUGUGAACAGCCGCAGCCGGACCUGUACAAAUUUGUCGGCCGCAUCAACAUCUACAUGGACAAUGAGGCUGUUGCUAGACCACUGGGGUCGGAGAACGUUCUGCUCCGAGGAGCCACGCUGAAAAAUACGGAGUUCAUCUAUGCUGUUGCCAUCUACACAGGAAUGGAAACCAAGAUGGCGCUAAACUACCAGUCCAAGUCUCAAAAACGAUCCGCGGUGGAAAAGUCAAUGAAUUCCUACCUGGUGGUUUACCUGUGCAUCCUCAUCAGCAAAGCUCUCAUCAACACGGUGCUAAAGUACAUCUGGCAGGCUGACCCCAACAAGGACGAGCCCUGGUACAACGAGAGGACGGAGGCGCAGAGGCAAAGACACAUCCUGAUCAGGGCGUUCACGGACUUCCUGGCCUUCAUGGUUCUGUUUAACUACAUCAUUCCCGUCUCCAUGUACGUCACGGUGGAGAUGCAGAAGUUCCUGGGCUCCUACUUCAUCAUGUGGGACGAUGACAUGUACGACGAGGAGCUGGGCGAGGGGGCUGUGGUCAACACGUCUGACCUGAACGAGGAGCUGGGACAGGUGGAGUACGUCUUUACCGACAAGACGGGGACUCUGACCGAGAACAACAUGGAGUUCAUCGAGUGCUGCGUGGACGGACACGUUUACGUCCCUGAUGCCAUCUGUAACGGACAGGUGCUGUCUGGGGCUGCAGCUAUGGACAUGAUCGACACGUCUCCUGGACCGGGGGGCAGGGAGCGGGAGGAGCUGUUUUUCCGUGCCUUGUGUUUGUGCCACACCGUGCAGGUGAAGGAGGAGGAGACGGUGGACGGCAUCAAACACGGCAUCCACCAGGGCAAGUCCGCCUCCUUCUACAUCUCCUCGUCGCCGGAUGAAGUCGCUCUCGUGGAGGGCAUGAAGAAGCUUGGUUUUACCUAUCUGAGGCUCAAGGACGGUCAGAUGGAGAUCUUAAAUAGGGAGGAUGAGAUUGAGAGGUUCGAGCUGCUGGAGGUUUUGUCGUUCGACUCUGUCCGGAGGAGGAUGAGCGUCAUCGUCCGAGCCGCCUCCGGUGACAUCUUCCUGUUCUGCAAGGGCGCCGACUCCUCCAUCCUACCCAGAGUUAUCUCAGGAAAGGUGGAUGAGGUGAAAGCACGAGUGGAGCACAACGCAGUGGAAGGGCUGAGGACUCUGUGCGUGGCGUAUCGGCCCCUGAGCCCCGAGCAGCACCAGGAGGUCUGCCGUCUGUUGAGCGGCGCCAAGUUGGCGUUGCAGGACAGAGACAAGCGUCUGAGCGAGGCGUACGAGCUGGUGGAGAAGGACCUGAUCCUGCUGGGGGCCACUGCUGUGGAGGACAGGCUGCAGGAGCAGGCGGCUGACACCAUCGAGUCUCUCCACAAGGCAGGAAUGAAGGUGUGGGUCCUAACCGGAGACAAGAUGGAGACUGCGGCUGCAACCUGCUACGCCAGCAGGCUGUUUCGCCGCAACACCCAGAUCCUGGAGCUCACCACCAAGCGGGUGGAGGAGCAGAACCUCCACGAUGUCCUGUUCGAUCUAAGCAGGACGGUUCUGCGGCACCACGGGAGCAUGACGCGCGACAACUGCUCCAGUUUGUCAAACGACUGCACCGACUACGGGCUGAUCAUCGACGGAGCCACCCUCUCUGCGGUCAUGAGGCCCCCCCAGGAGGACUUGAACUCCGGGAGCUACAAGGAGAUCUUUCUGGAAAUCUGCCGUAACUGCAGCGCCGUGCUCUGCUGUCGAAUGGCGCCGCUCCAGAAAGCUCAGAUAGUGAAAAUGAUCAAAGCUUCCAAAGAGCAUCCAAUCACGUUGGCCAUCGGAGACGGCGCCAACGAUGUCAGCAUGAUCCUGGAGGCCCACGUCGGCAUUGGAAUUAUGGGUAAGGAGGGGCGUCAGGCCGUGAGGAACAGCGACUACGCCAUCCCAAAGUUUAAACACCUGAAGAAGAUGCUGCUCGUUCACGGACACUAUUACUACAUCCGCAUCUCGGAGCUGGUGCAGUACUUCUUCUACAAGAACGUUUGCUUCAUCUUCCCACAGUUCCUCUACCAGUUCUUCUGCGGCUUCUCCCAGCAGCCGCUGUACGACACCGCCUACCUGACGCUCUACAACAUCAGCUUCACGUCGCUGCCCAUCCUGGUGUACAGCCUGAUGGAGCAGCACAUCAACAUGGACAUCCUGAAGAAGGACCCCUCCCUCUAUAAAGAUGUUGCCAAGAACUCUUUGCUGAGAUGGCCCACCUUUAUAUACUGGACCGUUUUGGGCGUUUACAACGCCAUCGUCAUGUUUUUCGGCACCUACUUCCUGUUCGAUAACACCACCUUCACCAGCAACGGACAGCGAAUGACGACCAACACACAGAUGAUGUUUGGAAACUGGACGUUCGGGACGCUGGUCUUCACCGUGCUGGUCUUCACCGUCACCUUCAAGUUGGUCCUGGACACGCAUUACUGGACGUGGAUCAACCAUUUCGUCAUCUGGGGGUCGCUGGUCUUCUUCGUGCUCUUCUCCCUGCUGUGGGGUGGGAUCAUCUGGCCUUUCCUCAACUACCAGAGGAUGUACUACGUCUUCAUGCAGAUGCUGUCCAGCGGUCCAGCCUGGCUCAGCAUCAUCCUCCUCAUCACUGCCAGCCUGCUGCCAGACGUGGUGAAGAAGGUCAUCUGGAGGGCCCUGUGGCCCACCAUCACUGAGCGCAUACAGACUAAGCGUCGGUGCCUUGCCUCUGAGCCUUCCACCAUCUUUAUGCUGUCUCAGACCUCCAGCAGAAUCAGUUUCUAACCCUCCUGGAGAGCGCUGACAAACUCUACAAGGGCCAGCUGUCGGAGUUCACCCCCCUGGCGUCCCUCCACGCCCCGUCCAAGGCUGGCGGCCGCCGGCGAGGCUCCGAAAACCAAAGCAACCCGCGAAGGUCUGCAGCUUUUAGCAAGAAACUCAUGUUCACCCGCUGGCAAAGAAAGCCAGACUACUGCACCUUCACGCCGCUGCUCCGGUUCGUGGACGGCCACUCGCCACACCACAACGCUUACGGUGGGGCGGAGCCUGAGACCUGCGUGUGACCUUUAUUUAUUAAUUUUUUUUACGUACUUUAACUCGGAUGCAACCACUUUGGAGCAAAUUCAGCUUCAGCGGUUGAAAGUUGAUGUAAAAAAAUGGAUUGUAAAUCGCACCCAGGAGGCACAAAGCAUUGUGGGAAGCAUUCCAGCCUCUCGUCUUCUUAAGGGCUCCACGUGUGGAAUGUCACACCUGCUCAAACGUCCUGAAUGUUCCUUUAGAUCCACGCCUUCACGGCUAACUGACCGUCGAUUCUGUGGUGUCCUCCUUCUCCCUGACUUGUCUUCUCUUGACUCCGCCUCUCUGCAGGACUAACUGGUGUUGCCUCUGUGCAAACCUGUUAUCCAGAAACACUCCGUAGGACGAAGCACCGUCACAGCGCAGUAAGGAGGCCCGGCAGGAAAGCCUGAAUGCAAAAAAGUUACUAAAAAAACCAAACCAAAUCCUGGUCCAAAAGGCUUCAGGCUUUCCUCAGAUCCAGAUAGAAAAACAUUUGUGUGUUUUUAGUUUCUACGGUAGAGCCGAACUGUCUAACUCCAGACCUUGGGAGUCUUUGAAGCAGCGACGACGGCCUAAAACAUCCCCUUUUUGGGGUUGCUGGAGCCUAUCCCAGCCACUGUUGGCCAAUGAUGCUUCACAAUCUGGAUUCGUUGCCGCCAACAUUCUUUGCUGCUUCAAAAACAAAACAAAAAAGGCUCCUGGUCCUCCAGGAACCACAGAGUUGCUUUGUUUUCCCAGCAUUCCCGGUUUUCCGCCUUCAGAUCCAGAACUCCCGGCCGCCGUCCUGCUUGUCUUCCAAGCAAACCCCUGUCACUGCAGCUUCUCGUUGGUGGAACCCACCGGAUUCAGGUAAAGCAGGCGGGACGGCGGCCCUCGAGCAGCUGGACACGCCCCCUCCCUGCUGUAGAGCUCCAGCUGAACUCUUAAGUGAAGAUGGAUGACGAUCCUGCCUUAAAGCUUCCUUUGUGUGUGGAGUAGUUUCUACCAAACGCUGAAGUGGAGCGCCCGAAGGAGUUGCUGCUGAGACGGGGGGGCCGCACUUCAGGGACGCUCCGCUUCACUUGAAAUGUUUAUUUUCUUCGUUUACUAGAGAGUUGAGCUGCUUCCCUUCAACAAAUUCUCAGUAUAAAUCAUAAAAAAAUAUGUUUUUGUUUGAUAAAGAUAACAUUUUCAAACUUAAAAGCCUCCCUAACUACUUUACAACCAACAGUUUGACUAUAAAAUGUUUUUUAUCCAAAGAAAGACUAAUCAAAUGUUGUUCUGUUAUCUUUUUAGUGUGAAAAUGAUAAAAAACUAAAAAGACUCUUUCAGAAGAACCUGAACACCCGCUUCAGCAUUCAGAGCAACCAAGCCUUUAAGCUGAUUCAGGGUUUUUUCUCUUUAAAUUCCCUCUCCGAUCACUUUUUAAUCUAUUUUCAAAGCUUUAGAGCCAAAAUCUAGAAACCUACGUUGUUUUCUAAGACAUAGUUUCUACAGAGUUUAUUAGAAAUUUACGUCUUGAGUUUUGGGCGGAGCAACCCCACCCGCACUUCGGGGACGCUCCGCUUCACUUCAAUUAUAUAUAUUCUUUUUGGGCCCCUCACACCCCUGACCUAACGUUACUGGUGCAACAAAAAUGGCGAGCAGUGGACGCAUCCGAUUGGGGGCGGAGCAGCUCGUGGUAUUUUCUACCUUUUUUAUUUAUUUAUUCCUUAUUUACAGCCGCUCCUGAUUCAUCACAAUUUGAAUAAAGAAAUACCCAGAAAUGCAAUCUUAAUCUUAAUUUGCUUUACAUAUGACAUCAUUAAAACUCCACAAAAACAUCAUUUUUCUUUAAAGCCCUGAACUAUUCAGCAUAAAAACAUGUCAGAUCUUUAAACGAGCCUUAAAUAUCACAGUUUUGAUAACAUCCGUCCAUCUAAAUACAAUUUAAAAUAUAUAUAUUCAUGAGAACUGAUCAUUAAAAUGACAAUAAAAUGUUUUAUUUGGAAAUUUCUAGAUUUCCAAGUUAAGUCGACCUUAAAGCUCCAUUCUCAUUAGCGUCACUAAUUUGCCUUAAGCUGAUAAACAUUCUGAAAACAUCCUUGUUCUUGUCGUAUGACGGUAGAAGUUUGUUGGUGUUUGAAGUUUUCUCCUUUUUUUUCUUCUUUCCCAAACCGUUUUUUUCUUCUCCUCCUUCUGCUGCAGCAUCUUCAACGUCUCCUUCUUCUCCUUCACUCAGCCUCCGUCCUCUCAGCUCCAGUUCUUUCUGGAGAAAAGUUCUGUUCACAACUUCUCAGUAGAGCUUCUAUGAACCAAAGCCUUUCUAGCUGCUUUAAAUUAGGUGCCUUGUGCAAGUUUGAAAACAGAAAAAGUAAAUGUACCUGCUUUGGUCUGGGUUCACUUCUACUCCUAGUGGUCAAAAGACAAACUGUUACCAAGCUGCUGAACAAACUAGACUGCAGGAUGUUGCUGUUUAUUUGACUUUAAUGCAUUUAUUUAAAGAAAAAAAGCCAAGAAAAUGUUUUGUUUUGCCUCUUUUGUCUGUAAAAUUGUCUUUUUACCCAAAGUUAUUUAUUGUACGCCUGAGAAUCCGUGUUUCUAUUUACGGCCGGUUUCAGAACGCCGUUUAACCAAAAAUAAAAGUUUCAAGCAGUCCGCACGGAUGAAGGGAUGCCGCACAGAGCCUCGUCCGAACCCUGAGAUAAGUGAAUGUCAAAUUCAGAGCCAUGCGGACGUUCCUCGCCUCUGUAAAGCGUCGGGUAGGACGCCACGAACGCUGCUGUGGAGCAUCAGCCUCCUUCCUGGAGCUCAGUCUGGAGGCGGAGCUAACGUCGCUUUAGAAGGAACCGCUAAAGCUCCUUUUAAGUUACUUUUCCUUUUUUUUUUCUUAUUUUGUAGAAGUAUUAGUUUCAGGUUGCGACAAAGCAGCGGCAGACGUCCGUUGUUACCGUGGUAACGCAGAACUGACCUUUUCAGGCGGUUCUGAGCCGACAGCCUUCACACACAGCUAUCAAUGUAUUAUUGCAUAGUGUUCUGCACUCAUGUUACCUAUACAUCACUGUACUGUAAUAUACAGUAUUGAAAUAUAUAUAUAUAUAUAUAUAGAAUAUAAAUGAACAAUACCUAUGGUAGUGUACAUUUUAAAGAUCGUUUUGUAAGACAGUUUUUAAGGGUCGGUAAGAUGUACUGGUGGUUUUUGCCAAUCCUUAAGUGGGAAAUGUUCAUGGAUUUGCUUGAAAAUAAAGGAAGUGAAAAUCUA